Molecule: messenger RNA, 1150 nt
Organism: Prunus avium (sweet cherry)
Lineage: Eukaryota; Viridiplantae; Streptophyta; Magnoliopsida; Rosales; Rosaceae
Gene: GLY2
Product: Metallo-hydrolase/oxidoreductase superfamily protein
Molecular function (GO): hydroxyacylglutathione hydrolase activity
Source: RefSeq, a predicted model, not a curated record
CUGAGCUCAGUGGACUUUUCAAUCAGAAGCCGGAGGUUUCCAGAAGAAAGAGACCGUCAAACAACGGAGAUGAAAAUCCACCACGUUGCUUGCUUGGAGGACAACUACGCAUACCUAAUCAUUGACGAGAGUACCAAAGAAGCUGCAGCUGUGGAUCCAGUUGAGCCUGAAAAGGUUCUUAAAGCAGCUCAAGAACAUGGGGUUGAUAUCAAGUUCGUCCUCACCACUCACCACCACUGGGAUCACGCUGGUGGAAAUGAGAAGAUAAAGCAGCUGGUGCCGAGGAUUAAGGUAUAUGGUGGUUCUAUUGAUAAUGUAAAGGGCUGCACUGAUAAGGUGGACAAUGGUGAUAAGAUUUCGCUCGGGGCUGAUGUUCAUAUAUUGUCUCUUCACACACCUUGCCACACUAAAGGUCACAUAAGCUAUUAUGUGACUAGCAAAGAGGGAGAUGACCCAGCUGUUUUUACUGGAGACACACUGUUUAUUGCGGGUUGUGGUAAAUUUUUCGAAGGAACAGCAGAACAGAUGCAUCAGUCGCUAUGCGUGACUUUGGGUUCAUUGCCAAAGCCAACACGAGUUUACUGUGGCCAUGAGUACACAGUGAAGAACUUGCAAUUUGCUCUGACAGUUGAACCAGACAAUGAGAAAAUAAAGCAGAAGUUAUCAUGGGCGCAGAAGCAGCGGGAAGCAGGCCUCCCGACAGUUCCUUCAACCAUUGAGGAAGAGAUGGAGACGAACCCUUUUAUGCGGGCUGAUCUACCAGAGCUUCAGGAGAGGGUUGGUUGCAAAACUGCCGUUGAAGCUCUGCGUGAAAUAAGGCAGAGGAAGGACAACUGGAGGGGCUAACUUGAUGGCUUUAACAUAUUGCCGUUCGUGCCAUCUUUGUUUCUGUUUUUCCUUCCAAUAGGUUGCAGAAUUUUGUGUAAGAGAGACAAAGCCUUCUGUUCUUGUUGCUUGUUGGUUGGGCCAGGAAUGUUUCAAACAUAUGUCCAUGUGCUUGGCGAAUACAGUUCGUGUGAUGUGUAUUGCCUUUAAUUUUUGUUGAUUUUGGACAACCGACCACUUGAGAGGCCACCCAAGCCAACUUAAUUAAAGCAAUUUCAAUGGGUUGCUCCUUGUGCAUAAUGAGGAGCCUUUUCUUCUCUUACAA